AAAUUAUUAGAAAAUGUCGAGUCACAUAGGAACGUUCAAGAUAUUGAUAAUAGGGGACAGCGGUAUUGGGAAGAGUUCGUUAAUGAUGAGAUUCGUGGACGGAAUGUUUGAUCCAGAGAUUUCUGCUACAAUUGGAGUUGAUUUCAAAGUAAAGACACUGAAUGUUGAGGGAAACAAUGUGAAACUAGCUAUAUGGGAUACAGCAGGUCAAGAGAAAUUCAGAACAUUGACACCAAGUUAUUACAGAGGAGCCCACGGAGUUAUUUUAGUGUACGACACGAGCGUGAGACAGACCUUCUCCAAUCUCGAUACGUGGCGACAGGAAAUAGACACAUACGUUACCAAACAGAACGCCGUCAGAAUGCUCGUCGGAAACAAAAUAGAUAAGCAACGUGAUGUUCAGCGUGACGAGGGAGAGAGGUACGCCAGAACUCACAAGAUGUUGUUCAUUGAGAGCAGUGCUAAAACUGAGGAGGGUGUUCAGGACGCUUUCGAGGAACUUGUCACCAAGAUUGUACAGACCCCAGAGCUUUGGGAUGCCAGUUACCAGUCAGACAGAUUAGAUCUUAACGGAGGGGGUGGAGCUGCUGGAGGAGCUUGCUCGUACUGCUGAGACCUUCUAGAACUUUCUCGAACAUUCUACAACUUUCUAGACAAUUCUAGAUAAAUUUGGACAGAUAAUUUGGAAGAUUUUAGAAAAGAGUAAUAUCAGAUGCGGAUAGUUGUUCUUCUUCAGUUAAUUGAAUGUGUAAUGUAAAAACCAAUUUGCUUUACAUGAACACUGUUCAUGACAUCGUGAAGUAAUUAACAAUUAUUUUCGCAUAAAAAUUAGAACUGUAGUAUGAAAAAACGAACACUGUCUUGGGGCGAACAGCAAACAGAUCUAAAUUCUAAACGAGCUAGAUUUGUUAAGUGUGCAUGUGCAAAUGUUGAUAACGGGUUUUGUAAAUAAUAAAUGUUAUUUCUCGAUAAGCAGUUUAAUAUAUAUUUAUCAUUUUUAACCUCUGCAUUUUCUGAUAGCUCGGAAAACUGAAUGUUAAUCUAUUUCCCAUGAUGAGUCGGAAAUCCUAUUUUUGCAUGAGAUUUUCUGAGUUGACACCGAAACUAACGUAUUUGUAACCAACUAGACUAUCGUUAGACUAUCGUUAGAUUUCACACUAAAUUAUUGAGAAUUUUUGGCCCCACUUUGUUUUAAAAAUGAUUGUUAGAUUUUAUUCCUAAAAUUAUUGUUAGAUUUUGAACUCGAAUUUAACGUCCUGAUAGCUUCAACCUACUUGAUCUAGCACGGUUUUAGAUUAGAAACUAGAAUAAUACUAUGUAAUUUGAUUUCCUUUGAUGCCAAUGUUUUUAUCUUUCAACGAAA
Molecule: messenger RNA, 1363 nt
Organism: Bolinopsis microptera
Lineage: Eukaryota; Metazoa; Ctenophora; Tentaculata; Lobata; Bolinopsidae
Product: ras-related protein Rab-18-like
Exons: 6
Coding region: 14-613 (199 amino acids)
Biological process (GO): vesicle-mediated transport
Molecular function (GO): GTP binding; GTPase activity
Source: RefSeq, a predicted model, not a curated record